Molecule: messenger RNA, 920 nt
Organism: Sinocyclocheilus grahami
Lineage: Eukaryota; Metazoa; Chordata; Actinopteri; Cypriniformes; Cyprinidae
Product: apoptotic protease-activating factor 1-like
Exons: 6
Molecular function (GO): protein binding; ADP binding
Source: RefSeq, a predicted model, not a curated record
AGGAAAGACAACAGGGCCUACAUCUCCUUCUACAAUGCGCUGAUCAGGGAGAGUUAUGGAGAUCUGGCCAACCUCCUUCAUAGUGACCUUCCUCUCCUCAGCCCUGAGGGAGAGAGGAGCUUUGCUGAUGGAGUGUCUCCCUCUGUCCAGGUGAUUCUGAGUGAAGGUGGCGUGCCUCAGAGACCCGUGGUGUUUGUGAGCCGACCCGUUCUGCUCAACCUGAUCCGGGAGAAGCUGUACCGACUGCAGAAUACGCCGGGCUGGGUCACUGUGUUUGGCAUGGCUGGCUCAGGGAAGUCUGUGAUUUCUGCUGAGGCUGUCCGAGACCAUGCCCUCAUUAAGGAGAAACUUCUGGAGCUUCAGGCUCAUGACGAAGACAUUCUAUGCUGUGCCUUUUCUCCAGAUGACCGUUACAUUGCAACCUGCUCCAGUGACAGGAAGGUUAAGUUGUGGAGUGUUGAGCGAGGUACUCUUAUCAGAGAGUUUGGGGAGGAACACGAGGAGCAGAUAAACCACUGCCAGUUCACCAACACAGGCCGACGUGUCCUGCUGGCCACCUGCUCAAACGACAAAUUCACCAACACUAAGCUAUGGAACCCCAACAAGCCGACUUCUCAGAACACUAUGUUUGGACACAUGGAACCUGUCAAUCACUGUUGCUUUUCUCCUAACGAUGCCUACCUCGCCACUUCAUCCAGUGACGGCACCUUGAAGCUGUUUGAGGUGUCAUCUGCGAACGAGUGGAAAUCUAUUGAUGUCAAUAGUUUUUUCCCAGAGAGUGACGAUGAAAUAAAAGCCAUCGUGAAAUGCAGCACUUGGUCAGCCGGUGGCUCACGGAUCAUUUGUGCUGCCAGAAACGCUGUGUUUGUAAGUGAUUUUGUGAGUGGUGUUGUGAAAUGAGUUGGCAUCGCCACUCAAUA